Molecule: messenger RNA, 2711 nt
Organism: Prorocentrum cordatum
Lineage: Eukaryota; Dinophyceae; Prorocentrales; Prorocentraceae
Source: the annotation of a GenBank genome assembly
GGCUGAUGAGACUCCCGACGAUCGCAAGUCCCUCUGGGCGUUCUGAGCGCGAGGGGUCUGGCGCUUUGAGCAAAACUACAACUCGAUCUCUCGGAGCUCCCGCCGGGCGGCGCGCGCGAUGGCCUCGGGGCUGCAGUGGCAUUGUGGGCAAUGCGGCUGCCGCAACAACGAGGGGCGCGCUCGGUGCCGCCAGGCGGGCUGCGUGGGGCAGCGACCGGGCAAGCAGCCGUCGACGUGGGAGUCGUCUCCGCGCGGCCGCUGGGCUGACGGCCCACCUCCCGGCAAGCAAACGCCGUGGCAUGUGCGGUUGGUCGAGCCGAGGCGUGCUGGGCGGCGCCGCGGUGGCGGCGGCGGCCAAGCGGACGGCUCGGGCGGCGGCGGCAGCGGGGGCGGCAAGGCCUGCUCGGACGAGAAGCUGGACGAGAUGGUCGCCUACGACGAGCAGCAGUGGGAGCACGUCAAGCCGUGGUGCCCCAAGAGCGUACAGGACAAGGUGGAGCACCGCAGGCGGCUCCGCGCGGUCGGCGGCAAGCUCUCGCUGGACGGUUCGAAGCUGGCGGCCAAGGCAGACCAGGCGGCGAAGGCGGUGCUGGCGGCCCAUGCCAAGUGCGACAAGGCCAAGGAGCAGGCGUCGCGCGCGUCUCAGGCGCUGGGCGCGGCGCAGGAGGAGCUCGAGAAGAAGAAGAAGGCGGAGCUGGAGCGGGCGCAGGAGGAGGUCAAGAAGGAGUACUGCGCUCCCAGGGCCUCGGUCCGUGCCGUCAUGGAGAAGGUCAAGCUGGUGCAGACGAACUCGACGGGCAAGAGCUCGGACGAGAUGUUGGCGGAGGCCUGGAAGCUCGUGCACGAGGUCCUGGAGGUGGCGACGGCUGCCAGCGGCGGUGCGAGCCCGAGACGGCGCCCCCUGCCGAAGGCGCGCCCCAGGCCCCUCCGCCUCCCGAGCAGCCCGGCGCCGGCGGCGGCGGAGCGGGCGGCCCCGAGCCCGCCUCUGGCGGCGCGGCGGCAGCGGACAUGGAUCAGAGCGCGUUCCUGGGUGAGUUCUCCAAGGGUGACCCUUUUGGCUUGCUGUCUGUCGUGGCUGACGACGGCGAGCGCAAGCGCGCCAUGGAGAGCCUCGCCACGCUGGCCGAGAUCGCUAAACGGCGGCGGACAGGAACACAAGACGGGGACGAUGCUGCCCCACGGAGGUAGGCACUGGCGCUGCCUCUCCGUGAACGCCACGGCGUACUCGUCGUUCGAGACCCAUCUCGAGCGGCGGGACCUCCGCCUGGCGGACCUGGCGCGCGUGCAGGAGACACACCUUGGAGAGGAGCGCGGGCGAGAGAUGGAAGGACAGCUGCAGCGGCUGGGCUGGCAUGCCCGCGCCACCCCUGGGAGCGGGGUUCGGCCAGGCCACCCUGGCUCUGGCGGCCUGCCGAUGAUGGCACCGAAGCGCCUCGCCGUGGGCAGCUUUGAGGGCGACGCCCCCUCCGCUGUGGUGCCAGCGCGCGCGGCGGUGCUCCGCGUGAACGCGGUCUGCCCGGGAGGCAUAGCGUGGGGCAAUGUGUACCUGCUUUCUGGCGUCGGUCUCUGCCAGGAGAACCUGGGCGCCCUGGGCCGCCUGGCCGAGCGGCUGGUCACCCUCGGCAAGCCCUUUGUGGCGGCGGGCGACUGGAACCUGGAGCCGAGCGAGCUCGCCGACAGCCCGUUCCUGCGGCGCGUGCGCGGCGCCGUCGUCGCCCCUGCGCGGGGGACCUGCGAGCCCGCGCUGCGGGUGCUGGACUACUUCGUCGUGUCGCAGCAUCUCGUGAAGGCGAGGGGGGAGGUGCUGCGGGGCUGGGCGGUGACGCCGCACUGGCCCGCGCAGCUCACCAUUCGCAGCGGCGACAUCGACACGUGGGCGCGUGUGCCGAGCGGCCGGCGCGAGCCAAGGUGGCGGCCUCGGGUUCCGACGAGGCCUGGCAGCACUUCAUCCGCUGCGCGGAGCCGCAGCUGGUGGGCGCGCGCGGGCUGACGGGGGACACCAGCGGCUACCUUGGCCGAGCGGACGGGGUCUCCUUCAGGUGGAAGAGGGAUUGCACGCCCUCCCCCCCGCGGUUCCCGCGGGCUUCGACCGAGGCCACCUGGUGCAAGCAGGUAGGACUGGCGCCGCGGCGCGCGGCAGGCGGCCUUCCUGCCCAUGAGGGCAUGGGAGGAGAGGCUGGAGCCGCGGGAGGCGGCCCGGGCGGCCUGCCAGCCGCGGAGCUGGGCGGCGCCAGGGAGGCGCUUGGGGGCAGCCCCGUGGACGGAGACGCGGAGACGGAGGCUUCGGGCAUCAGCUGGCUCCGUAGGCUCCCCGACUACUCUGGCCUCGGCACGUUUCGGCCGCAGGGAGCUGACGGCCCUGGGGGGGCCGACUGCGGCCCUGGCGCCGCACCCGCAGCGCCCCAGAGCGCUGCCCCAGUGGCGGCUGCGCCUCCAGACCAGCACCCUGGGCCCCCCUCCCAUGUGGCAGCGCCCGGUUGCCGCCCGCCCGGCCUCGGCGGUAACCGUGGGACCCGGUGGGCCCGAAGUGGCGGCGGAGCUGGGUUGCCGCCCGGCCCUGGCGGCAACCGGGCGCCCCGGCGAGCCCGGGGGUGGCGGCGGCAAUAGGUUGCCGCCCAGCUCCGGCGGCAACCGGGGGCGCCGUCGGGCCGGGGGGGGCCCAAGGGCGACCCCGAAUGCUACAGACAGCCGCGGCCUACAGCGCGCAGCAG